This is a messenger RNA of Porites evermanni, 360 nucleotides long. Lineage: Eukaryota; Metazoa; Cnidaria; Anthozoa; Scleractinia; Poritidae. The record is from the annotation of a GenBank genome assembly.
AUGUCGGAAACAUGUCAUCAGACCCUUGCUGACGAUCCGAACAUUAAGAUCAUAAUUGCGGGUUACAUUAAUCACUUGAAUAUCAAAGAACUACGGUGGCCCAGAAGAGUCAAUUUUUAAUUUGCAUGUCCUAUUUUUAAUUUGCAGCAACAUUUUUAAUUUGCAGGUAAAAUUUUUAGUUUGCAGCAACAUUUUUAAUUUGCAUGUGUGACCCUUCUGGGCCACCGUAAAGAACUCAUGCGGCAGUAGGCCAUGCAACAAUUGGUUAUGGCCCCUACUAGGGGGGAUCGCAUCUUAGAUGUUCUUCUUACCAACGGCCCAUUCCUUUGGAAAAAGGAACAGUACACAAAGGACUUGUAA